CCGGCCACAGGAGACCCGCCCUCGCCAACAUGGUGGCUUUUGACUGGGGCGUGUUCGUUUUCUCCGAGUAUUUCCUAGGGCGGGGGUCUGGGCUUUAGGCAGAACGGGCUGAAAAGGAAAAUCACUGCAUUCCAGAGCCCUGGACUGGGCGCUUGUCAGUCCUCGUCUACAAGUAACCUUUUACCACAUCCGAGAUAGUAUUUAGUUUCACAAUGUUUGGGAACCUAUUUGAAGAGGAUUAUUCCAGUGUGUCAAAUAGUCAGUAUGGAAAAGACAAGAAAUUAAAGACUAAAGCUUUGGAGCCGCCUGCUCCUAGAGAAUUCACCAAUUUAAGUGGAAUCAGAAAUCAAGGUGGAACCUGUUACCUUAAUUCUCUUCUUCAGACUCUUCAUUUCACACCUGAAUUCAGAGAAGCUUUAUUUUCUCUUGGUCCAGAAGAGCUUGGUUCUUUGGAAGAUAAGGAAAAAGUGGAUGCAAAGGUUCGAAUCAUACCUUUACAGCUGCAACGGUUGUUUGCUCAGCUUCUGCUGUUAGAUCAGGAGGCUGCUUCCACAACAGACCUCACUGACAGUUUUGGGUGGACCAGCAAUGAGGAAAUGAGACAACAUGAUGUGCAAGAACUGAAUCGAAUUCUCUUCAGUGCUUUGGAAACUUCUUUAGUUGGGACCUCUGGCCAUGACCUCAUUAAUCGUCUGUAUCACGGAACCAUUGUUAACCAGAUUGUUUGUAGAGAAUGUGGGAACAUCAGUGAAAAGCAGGAAGACUUCUUAGAUCUAACAGUAGCGGUCAAAAAUGUAUCAGGUUUGGAAGAUGCACUCUGGAACAUGUAUGUAGAAGAGGAAGUUUUUGACUAUGACAACUUAUACCACUGUGGAACUUGUGACAGGCUGGUUAAAGCAUCAAAGUUGGCCAAAUUACGUAAGCUGCCUCCCUUUCUUACUGUUUCAUUAUUAAGAUUUAAUUUUGAUUUUAUGAAGUGUGAACGGUACAAGGAAACUAGCUGUUAUACAUUCCCUCUCCGGAUCAAUCUCAGGCCUUUUUGUGAACAGAGUGAGUCGGAUGACUCGGAAUAUAUAUAUGAUCUCUUCUCAGUUAUUAUACACAAAGGUGGCUGCUAUGGAGGACAUUAUCAUGUAUAUAUUAAAGAUGUCGAUCAUUUGGGAAAUUGGCAAUUUCAAGAGAAAAAAAGUAAGCCAGAUGUGAAUAUGGAAGAUCUCCAAAAUGAAGAAGAGAUUGAGGAUCCACUAAUGAUUCUAAAAGCAAUCUUAUUACAGGAGGAGCAUAAUCUGAUCGCUGUUGACCAGCUGGGCCAGAAGCUUUUGAAAAAGAUGGGAACAUCUUGGAACAAGAAGUACAGAAAAGAGUAUGGACCACUGCGAAAGUUCUUACAACUCCAUUCGCAGGUAUUUCUACUCAGUUCAGAUGAAAGUACAGUUAGUCUAUUGAAGAACUGUUCUCUCCAGCCCAAGUUGGAUUUCCAAAGGAAUGAUAAACAGAUUUUCAAGACACUUACUUCAGAAGCCCCAGGAUUAAAUGAUAGUACCUCCUGUCCACACUGGUUUGAUAUUAAUGAUUCCAAAGUGCAGCCAAUAAAGGAAAAGGAUAUUGAACAGCAGUUUCAGGGGAAAGAAAGUGCCUACAUGCUGUUUUAUCGGAAAUCCCAGUUACAGAGACCCUCUGAAGCUCGAGGUAAUCCAAGAUAUGGGGUUCCUUGCCAUUUGUUGAAUGAAAUGGAUGCAGCCAACAUUGAACUGCAAACAAAAAGGGCAGAAUGUGAUUCUGCAAACAAUAAUUUUGAAUUUCAUCUCCACCUGGGUCCUCAUUAUCAUUUCUUCAACGGGGCUCUGCACCCACUAGUCUCUCAAACAGAAAGCAUGUGGGAUUUAACCUUUGAUAAAAGAAAAACUCUAGGAGAUCUUCGACAAUCACUAUUUCAGCUCUUAGAAUUUUGGGAAGGAGACAUGGUUCUUAGUGUUGCAAAGCUAGUACCAGCAGGACUUCAUAUCUACCAGACACUUGACAGAGAUGAACUGACACUGUGUGAAAUUGAAGUUGCUGAUGGGGAAGACAUCUUUGUAUGGAAUGGGGUGGAGGUUGGUGGAGUCCGGAUUCAAACUGGUAUUGACUGCGAACCUUUGCUUUUAAAUGUUCUUUAUCUGGCAACAAGCAGUGAAGGAAAAGAGUGUCAGCAGUUGGUAGAAUCUCCAUAUGUCUUUCCCUCUAAUGCAGAAGUAGGCAGUAUAUUCUCAGCCUUCACAGUCCCCAUAGGUAGCAUCUUAAUAAAGAAUGCUGAAUCCACAGGGGACGGGGGCUGGACUGCUGUUCCCAAGGAAGACAUGAAGAAGACGUUCAGAGAACAGGGCCUCCAAAAUGGAAGCUUAAUUUUAAUUCAGAAACCUAAUGAUGAUGAAAGUUUGUUGACUAAACAAGAGAAAUGGAUCACUAGUAUGAAUGAGAUCAACUGGCUCCAAGUUAAAAAUUUAUGCCAACUAGAAUCCGAAGAAAAGCAAGUAAAAAUAUCAGCAACAAUUAACACAGUGGUGUUUGAUAUUCGAAUUAAAGCCAUAAAGGAAUUAAAAUUAAUGAAGGAACUAGCUGAGAACAGCUGUUUGAGACCUAUUAAUAGAAAUGGGAAACUUCUUUGUCCAGUGCCAGACAAGUAUACUUUGAAGGAAGCAGAAUUGAAGAUGGGGAGUUCACUGGGACUGUGUCUUGGAAAAGCACCAACUUCUACUCAGCUGUUCCUGUUUUUCACUGUGGGGAGUGAUGUUCAACCUGGGACAGAGAUGGAGAUCAUAGUAGAAGAAACAGUAUCUGUGAGAGAUUGUUUAAAGAUAAUGCUAGAAAAAUCUGGCCUACCAGGAGACACGUGGCAUUUACGAAAAAUGGACUGGAGCUAUGAAGCUGGGGAGCCUUUAUGUGAAGAAGAUGCAACACUGAAAGAGCUUAUGAUAUGUUCUGGAGAUACUUUGGUUUUAAUUGAAGGGAAACUUCCCACUUCGGGUUUCCUAAAGGUGCCCAUCUGGUGGUAUCAGCUGCGGGUUCCCUCAGGACACUGGAAGAGUCAUCUGGACCAGAUGAGCUGUGCCGCUUCUCCAGGCAGGGUCCAGAGAGCACCUUCCACCCAAGGUGCACCUGGCAACCUGCACAAGGAAGCUGCCCUCCACUACCUGGGGGACGUCGAAAUCUCAGAAGACGCCACCUUGGUGGAUCUGAAGGUUCAGGCCAUGACCUUGCCCUCUUUCUCGGAGUUCGUCGUCCCGUCCCCGUCCUUCCUCAGAGCCUGGGCCCUGGAGAGCAGGCGCCCGGGCAGGCUCUUACGGGCCCCGCAGCAGCAGCUCAGGGAAUAUAAACUGGGAAGGAGAACUGAGGUCUGUUUAGAGCCCCUUCACAAAGAGGAAAGUCUGGGCCCCAAGGACUUGCUGCUGAGGACCCAGCUGCGCAUCCCCGGCGAGAGGGCGUACUCCCUGUCCGUGGACCUGGUGUGGGACACCGCCAAAGGCUGCACCGCGGCCUCCCUGCGCCACAGAGUUGCUGAUUUCUAUUCUCUUCCUGUGGAGAAAAUUGAAAUUGCCAAAUACUUUCCUGAAAAGUUCGAGUGGCUUCCGAUCUCUAGCUGGAACCAGCAAAUUAGCAAGAGGAAAAAGAAGAAAAAGCAAGAUAAUUUGCAGGGAGCACCUUAUUACUUGAAAGAUGGAGACACUAUUGGUAUAAAGAAUCUGCUGCUUGAAGAUGAUGAUGAUUUCAGUACAAUCAGAGAUGAUAUUGGAAAAGAAAAACAGAAACAGCUUGCUCUGGGAAAAAAGAAAAGCCGAGAAGCCCUCCGUGUGCACGAUGGUGAUGUUUCCUCCUGCACGGACACGCUGGCCCAGCCCCGCGGACCAGAAGCAUCUCUCUCCAUCCACGUGGGGAGUUUCCGGUAGCGCUGGCACAGCCCAGGCUUCAAGGGCGCGGGGCCCGGCCUCACAUGAGGAGCACCUCGGUGCCCUGGCCUGCCAGGGGCCAUGCUUGGCCGUGGGUCUCUACCAGCCUGCAGCCCUGCACUUCUCAUAAAGUGAACCAGUCAGUUCCCUGAAGGGAAGUUUUUACUGGUGUUUGUGGAUUGACCAGUUGUUGCCUUGUGUAGACAUGGAUUCUAAAGCCUCUGCUUUCUUACAAGUAAAGAAAUGUUUCCCCCGAGGCUGGGCAAGUGCACUUUAUCAAGAAGAUAUGCAACAGACCCAAACUCAGUGGCGUCCUGGGCACAUCGUGCCGUGUCUUACAUGUGCCAGUAGAUGGCCACCUGCCUGCAAACAAACGCUUUACCCAGCUGCCUUUGCUGUAGGAGCAGUCACGACUUUUGCAUUAACUACAGUUGUGCAUAAAAUGGCAUAUUGCUACAAUCUGACAAAUCUGUUGUUUGAAACACAUAUUCAGUCAUUUCUCUCUUUUCUUAUACUGUUUAGAUGGGUUUUUAGUCAUCUGUAUUAAACGUUCCAACACACACGGACGGGCCUGCGAAGCGUAUGCUGUGAACUAAAGGGUGGUCCAUGUUUACUGGACUUCGUCUUCCCCCACAUCGCUCUGGCCCUCACAUCUCGUGUCUCCCUCUGUACUGUGUUAAAACUGAUUUUCACCCUCUUUCCUGAGUGAGGAGCCAGGUGGGAAUGCUUGAAAGUUAAAUCUCCUCUGCCGGAGAGAGGAAGCCUUGGGCGAGGCUGAGGCAGGAGCCCCUCGGCAGCUCCCAUGUGCCAGGCCGACCUCAUCUCCACGUGACCCACAGAUGCCUCGGCUCCUCCCUACUGGGUCCCUGGGAGGGUGGCUUCAGCUCGGGCAAGCCCGUCAUCUGUUGGGUUCAGGUUGUCCUGGGUGGGCCAAGUAGCUUCUAUUUUUGAGUAGCUUCUAUUAAAACAGGUGAGACAAAGAACAUAUAAACUGAGAUUUAUUUUCCUUUUAAUUCACCAUGGCUAACUAGUACAUACAAAGGAUUGAAUUAGAAUCCAUUGAUUUAGGAUGCUAGGGUGACUGGCUUUCUCAGGCUAUAACUUAGUCUAAAGCAGAAUUCCCAAGAAGAUGUGAUCAAUUCUUAACCUUCUUACCUCAAAUGAGGUGUUACAGAGACUCUCUGGCUAAGUGUGUUUAUAGUCUUGCUAUAACAGUUUCUUCUCAGCAUUUCUACCGCUAAUGCUAAAGUAGAGCUUAAAUGUUGGGAAAUGGAAAGAAAACGAGCAUGGAACAGAGCGGCCACUGACUGAGGAAACAGCUGAAUGGUAAAUAGUUCUCUCUCCCAUCGGGGCUUGAAACUAAGUGGAAUGACUGCUUCUCCUUCCUCAUCCUCCUCAACACUGUCAAGACCCGUGUUGAAGGACAUUUUCAUCUCUGUUGCAUAUUUGUGACAGAUUGUUGUUGAAAAUUAUGUAUUAAGCCAUAUUGAAGCAAUUGCCCUGUAAGAAACUGAACUUUGACUAGUGAGCUGCUUUUCAGGGUCUCAAACACUGAAUUGUCUCUAAAAGGCCUGCACAUGCCAGGCAGACGCCGUCACGGUGGCUCCUGCGUGUUUUGGAGGAAACCCUGACCUCCAGCUCACGUGGCGCUUGGCUGGGACUCCAGCUGGCGGCCCAGCCCUGUGGUGUCCCUUUACUUUCACUGACACAUCUGUGAGCACGGCCCUUCAUUUCAUCUUAAAGUGAGCGAGUGAUACUGUAACAACCAAACACUUUGCUUUUAAGAAGUCAGAGGCCUUGCUGUUUCUAGAGCAUAGACGGAUGUACCUUCCCAAGCUGCCAGGAGCUAGUGUCCUGCACUGGGUGCCAGGGCUCCUGGGUGGGCAGACUUUUUUUUUCUUUUUUAAUUUGAGGACAGAGUGGAUAGAAGAUUUUUGUUAAGAUUUUGUUAACAUGAAACAUUUUAAAAGUUGUCAUCUUUAGUUUCUAUUUUAUGCUGAUUGUGUUAUGUUCUACUUUAAGAGAAAAAGUCUUUUUUCCCCAAGCAUACUUCAGAUGCUAAAUAAACAUGGUUUAUAUUUAGAAA
Choloepus didactylus (southern two-toed sloth) is the source of this 6009-nucleotide messenger RNA. It is a transcript of the gene USP40, whose product is annotated as ubiquitin specific peptidase 40. Gene Ontology annotation, cellular component: nucleus; cytosol. NCBI's taxonomy places the organism in Eukaryota, Metazoa, Chordata, Mammalia, Pilosa, Megalonychidae. Gene Ontology annotation, biological process: protein deubiquitination. The transcript is spliced from 33 exons. The coding region runs from base 213 to 3923 and encodes 1236 amino acids. Gene Ontology annotation, molecular function: cysteine-type endopeptidase activity; cysteine-type deubiquitinase activity. The record is from RefSeq and is a predicted model, not a curated record.